AUGUCGGUUAUCGACUUCAUCUUAGAACCAAUAAGUCAAAUAGUCCAUGUUCCAGUAUACUUAUUGAAAUACUUUUCUUCUUUUGUGCUAUCAUUACCAAUGACAUAUUAUUGUAGAUAUCUUCCAAAUAAUCCAUCAUUAAAGCAUAAGGUAUAUGGGUCUAUUGGAAUAACUAUGUCAUUAAUUGUGUUUGGACCAAUCACAUUUUCUAUUAUCUUUUUAGGACUUCCAAUUUAUUAUAUUGCUAAAACGUAUCCAACACGUAUUAUGGCAAUAAUAACAACGACUAUGUUAAUUCUUCAUUUAGCUUGUAUUCAUUUAUAUAAAAUACUACAUACAGGAAUGGUAUAUAAUUUAUCAUUUUCAACAGUACAUAUGAUGUAUGUUAUUAAAUUUAGUACAUUUGUAUGGUCUGUUGUUGAUGCCCAUGAAAAUAAUACUAAAUUAUGUGAACAUCGUAAACAAAUGAUGAUUAAAACAUAUCCGUCAUUACUUGAAUUCUUUGGAUAUACUUUCUUUUUCCCAGGAAUCUUUAGUGGACCAUCAUUAGAAUACAUUGACUAUAUUAAAUUUAUUACUUUAGAACAAUUUAAAGAUUAUCCAAAAGAUAAAAUGGAAGGAGAUGUUCCAAAAAUUCCAAUGAAUUUGUUCUACAAACGAAUAGGACUAGGAAUUGCUUUUUAUAUGUUAGUAUGGGCAAUAUCAAUUUUUGAGCCAUUACUUGCUGAUUACUAUUUCUUAGAAGCACCUGAAUUACAUGGAUUUUUCUUUAAAAUGUUUGCUAUUUGGUAUACUGGUGAAUUAGCAUUAGCUAAAUAUAUUGGUACAUGGUAUGUUGCUGAUGCAAUGUCGGUUAUUGGUGGAUUUGGAUUUACAACUAUUAAAAAUGGUAAAGAGGUAUGGGAUAAAUUUACUAAUAUUGAUUUCCCUGUAUUUUAUUUAAGUACGUCAUUUAGAAAUUCAAUUGUUUUAUGGAAUAGAUAUGUACAGAAUUGGUUAAGUAAUUAUGUUUAUCUUAACCUUGAAGGAACUAAAUUAGAUGCCUUUAAAACUGUUAUAACAAAUCUUGUUAGUGCAUUCUGGCAUGGAUUCCUUCCUGGGUAUUAUAUUUCAUUUGGUACUCUUGCUCUUCAUACUGAAUUAAGUAAAUUAAUUUAUAAAAAAUUAACUCCAUACAUUAUUUAUUUGACAAAGAAUAAUAAGAAAAUGAUGACAGUUUGGAAUGUAUUCUUAAUUAUCUUUACUAAUUUGUCAAUUAAAUAUAAUUUCUGUCCUUUCUUUAUGAUGACAUUUAAGGCUUCAUGGGAAAUGUUUAAACAGACUUACUUCUGUUUCCAUUUGAUUGCAUUAAUUUUGUUUAUUUGGUUAACUGUUGCACCUCCUAAAAUCCCAAAAGAAGAAAAGAAUAAAAAAGAGUAA
Molecule: messenger RNA, 1419 nt
Organism: Entamoeba dispar SAW760
Lineage: Eukaryota; Evosea; Mastigamoebida; Endamoebidae
Product: O-acyltransferase (membrane bound) domain containing protein, putative
Exons: 1
Coding region: 1-1419 (472 amino acids)
Biological process (GO): lipid modification
Cellular component (GO): membrane
Molecular function (GO): acyltransferase activity
Source: RefSeq, a predicted model, not a curated record